AUGGCUGAAACAAAUCCAGGAUGGUCCAUUAAUAUCAGCUCGGGUAAUCUACCAGAAGACUUUGGUUUACCGAAAAAUAAUGCAACUGCAACAGCAAAGAAGAUGAUCUCAGACUUGAAAAAGGUUAGCCUUCGGCCCAACGAUAUCCUGAGAGCUGUCGAUGCCCUCACAGCACUAAAAAAGAAAUUUGAAAAGGAAUUGGAACAUCCUGAGAACGGCAGCGCGCUGGAACUGGCGAAGGAGUACAUGACAGAUGUCCUUGAGGUGUCAGGAAAGGUGCUUGAGAGGCAGAAUCCCUGGCAGGAGUUGACAGAGGCUGACAGUGGGCGCGCGUCAGGGAGAGUGCAGGACACAGUCGUAUCAGCAGCUGUCAAAGUCGCGGAACUGCUCAGCAACAGAACAGAGGACUUCAAGAAGGAAAAUAUUCAUAAUGCAACGAUGAACGCAAAGGUUACGCUAAGGACCCAAACACCCAAGCAGGUGGAUUCUCCCCUGCAGUGA
Messenger RNA from Penaeus monodon (black tiger shrimp), 501 nucleotides. RefSeq lists its product as uncharacterized. The record is from RefSeq and is a predicted model, not a curated record. Bases 1 to 501 code for a protein of 166 amino acids. Lineage: Eukaryota; Metazoa; Arthropoda; Malacostraca; Decapoda; Penaeidae. The transcript is spliced from 4 exons.